CUGACUCAGCUGCUCAAGGAACCAUGAGCCUACCUCUCCGGCCCCUUCCGCGCCGUCAUGGAUGCCGCCGAGCUCCUCCUCCACAAGAUCCGCUACCAGAGACUCCAAUCCUUUGUUUGUGGUUGCAAGGCGACCAUGCCGACAACACGGUGGUGCUGGUGGUGCCCUACGCCUGCUGCGGCGUGCUCAUCGGCAAAGGAGGCACGCUCAUCAAGUCGUUAGCUGAAGCGGCAAAUGCUGGAAUCACGGUCUCGCACCACCGAGUCUGCUACGGUUUCAAUGACAGACUGGUUAAGAUCACUGCUUUGAUUCCUUGCGGCGGCGCGCCUCCCGCCGUUGGUGUUGUUCCGGGUCUGCCCGUGCCAGAUUCAUGGCCUCGCUUGUUUAAUUGGGUGCCUUAAUGUAGUCUAGAUAAUCAGCACAUGAAUGGACUGUUAAUUAAUCCGUUAAUGUACACAAGGAGUUCGUUUAAUCUAGAAAUCGUACAAAUCUGCAUCAUGCAAACUUACUUCAGGUUGUUACAUAAGGAAGGAGCUUGGGGUUCAGUUCCAAGCAACAUGGGUUGGGUGGAUUCCUCUAGAAAUAUCAGAUGAAUCAUUGUUGUAAUUUGUAAAGCUGUCAAGGAAAGUAGUUUAGCCAAAAUAUUUAUUGUGGGCAUUCUGUUAGCUAGUGUGCAUUGCCAAGUACAACUAUUCUACUUUGUAUGGAAUCAUCUCACUAUUCUGAACAUCUGAAACUUGCUAUGUGCAGU
Messenger RNA from Triticum urartu, 751 nucleotides. The record is from RefSeq and is a predicted model, not a curated record. NCBI's taxonomy places the organism in Eukaryota, Viridiplantae, Streptophyta, Magnoliopsida, Poales, Poaceae.